This is a messenger RNA of Egretta garzetta (little egret), 2932 nucleotides long. It is a transcript of the gene INO80C, whose product is annotated as INO80 complex subunit C. Gene Ontology annotation, biological process: chromatin remodeling. The transcript has 5 exons. Gene Ontology annotation, cellular component: Ino80 complex. The coding region runs from base 30 to 512 and encodes 160 amino acids. NCBI's taxonomy places the organism in Eukaryota, Metazoa, Chordata, Aves, Pelecaniformes, Ardeidae. The record is from RefSeq and is a predicted model, not a curated record.
AGAGUCUAUUCAACUUCAAGAUGUAAUUGAUGAAACAAAAUGCUUGCCCACGGCAGCUAGCAAACUUUAAAGAUAAAACUUGCAGUGAGGGUGCAGGUGGAGAGGCCAUGAAUGAAAACAAAUUUCUGAACACAGACUCCAGCUCAGGAUCAGCAGAAACAACUGUCAAGCCGUUACCAUUUAAAGAUCCAAACUUCAUCCACUCCGGCAUUGGUGGAGCAGCAGCUGGCAAGAAGAACAGAACUUGGAAGAACCUAAAACAAAUUCUUGCUUCUGAAAGGGCAUUGCCAUGGCAACUAAAUGAUCCUAGCUAUUUUAAUAUUGAUGCUCCUCCUUCCUUUAAGCCUGCCAAGAAAUAUUCAGACAUUUCGGGACUUCCAGCAAAUUACACAGAUCCCCAGAGCAAGCUAAGAUUUAGUACUAUCGAAGAAUUUGCCUAUAUUCGGAUGCUCCCUUCAGAUGUGGUUACAGGAUACCUGGCCCUAAGGAAAGCAACAAGUAUUGUUUCCUGAGGAGACCAAAUACUGUUGUAUAUCGCUUGUGAACAGCACUGAUUUUGAGAACCAUGAUGGAAACUGACUGUGGGACUGAGGUUCCUUAAGACUAUCUGUGGCUAUUUACAUCUGGAAGUAGUUGAUGAUACAUGGACUUGAAGGACAUAUGGAUUUAAUUUUGAUAAAUGCUGAUAUUUGUUAGUUUGCCAAUUUGUAAGCAAUUUGGUUUGGUGAACUGAAUAACUUAGACCUUAAGGAUAUGUAUCUGCACCAUAAUGUCUGAGUUAUAUUAAUUUCUGUAGAGAUGGGAUUUCAUCUCCACCCUGUAUAUAUUAUGCACUGCUCUGGCUCAGAAGAAACAGUCAUUUGAAUUAAGGAAAAAGGUACCAAGAUAUCCCAACUUCUAAACCUGCCUUGCCAGAUGCACUUGCCACUUGGCUAUGAAGAAGUUUGUCCCGUCUGUAAAAUGAAGCUAAAACACCUAGCAAGUGCUGCUCUUUUGAUGACUGCUUAUGGUACUGAGCGCUGUGGAGAUGAACAGCUUCAAGCAAAUACUUGCAUUGAAGAACAGUGAGAAUAAAUAAAGUUGGACUCAAAUUGUUCUUAAAAUAUUCUAAUGAAUAUGCAUAACAGCAUCAAAUCAAAUCACCAGGUAACUCUUAAAUAGUGACACUUUGUAGUUUCUGGUGCUUCAUUUCACAACCUAUUCUUCUACUUUUCCUACUUAGUACAAUGUUAGUACCAAUUAGUACACAAAAGUACUAAUUUCCCAGACUUUUUAAAAAAUGAUGCUAAAAAAAGCAGGAACUCCACUGUCCGGGGGUGUUCUGACACCCAGAUGAUCUUCAGCUAGGCAAGACCUCCUAUGUCAGGACACUGAUCUUUGCACCGUGAGGUACCAGAAGAAUAACCUAUAGCAACUAGAUAUUGUCCCCUGUAGAGGAAGGAGACUGAAGGAGAGUUUGAGCUCUUGCUGGGGGAGCACUGACAAGUACGUGCUGACAUCAGCAAGACUGUGAUUUCCUGAAACUAGAUCUAGGGGCAAGGGGGCAGAGGCUUUUCUGCCUAUUAUUUCUUUUUGUCCUCUUUCUUACGACAAGCUACUGAGUCGUUGUCUUCUCACUUCUGCAUCUUUAUCCCAGCUUUAGACUCUUGUCAAGUUUUAAUCUGGACCCCAAGUUCAGGCUCAGCCAUUCCUAGCCUCCAGCCACAUGGCCUUCAUUCCCAUACUCCACCAACUGCCCUGUAGCUGUGGCACUUGCCUCCCUUAGCUCUCUGAGCCAGAGGGUGUUAGCCAGAAAGGCAGCUAAGCGAGUUACCACUUGCUGUGGGAAUGCUCUCUUCCCACAUGCAGAACUGCCAAGUGGAAGACUUGUCCCAUAGCUUGUUAGUCCCGGAUUGCCUGGGUCACUAAGGAGGUGAGACACUUAUCACAGGACAGCAGUCCUGUCUCACCUGAGCUCUGUCAUGGACAGUGGGAGCUUUUGCGAGACACCUCUUCUGAGUGCACAAGCAGCAGGCAGUGGCGACUAGUUAAUCUCUAAGCUGCAUCUUGAAUGCACAUUUCUAUAGACAUGAUAAUUAUUAGAACAGGGUUUGGUUUUUUUUCAUUGAAAGAAUAGAUAUGCAGAGCAUUACUAAUGCUAGUUUAAUUUCAGCUGUGAAGCAGGAAAAACAAUAAUGGGACACGUUGUUUAAUGAAAGUCUGUGGGACUCAGUCCUCAGUUUUUGUGAUCUAAUAUUUACAAAACUAAAGUAAUUUAAAAAGUCUUUGACGUGCUUACAAUAGAUCCUUCAAAGCCCUGGAUACCAGAUAAUGCUACAACUGUAUCACAGAACAAAAAAGAAUAAGACAGGAUAUCUCUCUUCAUGCCAGUAAGCAUCCAAGCCACAUUCUCUUCGCAUCCGAGUUUUAGAAUGGAUGUUUUUAACUUACUUUACGUACUAAAGAUGUGUUUAUAAGAUAAGCUUAACAUUGAUAUGAAAAGAAAACACAUAGAAAUGCUGUACGAUCAUUUAUGCUUCAAAUAAGCAGACAGCAACUCAGAAAAUGGUAUUUCACUAGCUUUUUUUCUCCUACAAAUAUUUUUAACGUUCUUUGGGAAUGACUGUUUAGGAACCCAGGCUCCCUCACCAUCAGAAGUGCUCCACGCACCCCUGCACUGUAUAUUAAGACGUUGCUUCUCAGCUAAUUUCUACCACACAGUGUUGAUGCAUUCCGUUUUCAAAACCUAAGCGCCCUACUGCAUCAAUUGGCAUUAGAAAAGUAAAUAGAGCUUAGAUUUGGCAAAAACAUUAGCAACUCUUCUCUCAAUGUUUUCUGCCCAUAUGAUGGCUGCUAGAUUGCCUUUUCUAUCCUUGUUUCUCCCUUUGUUUGCUACUGGCCCUUUUUUCUUAGUCGGUAGUACCUCGCUUUUACUCAUUAGGCUGUGCAGUAG